This is a messenger RNA of Dictyostelium purpureum, 1035 nucleotides long. RefSeq lists its product as uncharacterized. Lineage: Eukaryota; Evosea; Eumycetozoa; Dictyosteliales; Dictyosteliaceae. The record is from RefSeq and is a predicted model, not a curated record. The transcript has a single exon. The coding region runs from base 1 to 1035 and encodes 344 amino acids.
AUGCUAGAAUCAAUUUUAUUUGCUAUUUUUAUUUGGUCAAUAAUAAUUUUAAAAAUUAUUUUCCGUUCCACCCCACAAGAAACCCAAACCAAUAGCCACACCCAAACCAAUAGCCACACCCAAACCAAUAGCCACACCCAAACCAAUAGCCACAUCCAAACCAAUAGCCACACCCACACCAAUAACCACACCCACUCCAACAACCACAAAAUUAAAGAAACCACAAAUUCUACCCCAAUCGAUCAAUCCCCACAAGAAAAAAACAAAUAUGAUAGUACCUCAACAUUCCAUUAUUCCGCAUAUAGAAGCUUAUAUUGUUGUUCCGAAUAUUAUAAUAAUCGAGAUAAUUCUGGUCGUUCCUCAGUAACUCAAGAAAUUUUAAGUCAUUCCCCAAAGCAAUUUCUUGAAAAAAUCCAUGCCCCAAAGGAACCAUCACAAACAGAAAAUCUAUUUCCAUAUUCACCAUUCGACCACACCAGAGAAAGAAUGGAAAAAGAUAAAAUAGAAAAUGAACAACAAAAAGAAAAGGAAGAUAUGGAACAAUUAAAUAGAGAAACCCAAGAACGUAUUGAAAAAUUAGAAAAAGAAAGAAAAGAAAGAGAAUAUAGAGAAUCUUUGGAAAAACAAAGAUUAAUAAAAGAAAGACUUGAAAAAGAAAUUGAAGAAGCAAAGGAAAAGAAAAGAAAAUUAAGAGAAAAAAAAGAAAGAGAAAAAAUAGAAAAAGAACAAAAAGAAAGAGAAAAAAAAGAAAGAGAACAAUUAGAACGUACCCAAACAAUUUUAAAAGAAACAUUAGAAAGAGCAAUGGAAAGGGUACGUUUAGAAAACUUAGAAAGAGAAAGAUUAGAAAGAGAAAGAUUAGAAAGAGAAGAAAGAGAAGAAAGAGAAAAAGAACAACAAUUAAGAGAACAACAAGAAAGAGAGGAAAGAGAAAAUCAAGAAAGGGAACAACAACAAAGAGAACAACAAGAAAGAGAAGAAGCAGAACGUAGAGAAAACCAAGAUCCUUGCACUAUUUGUAUGGGACACAAUUGA